AAUAAUUUAGCGCCGUCUACAGUAGGAAAAGGUAAACAAAUGCGCCAUGGCAGAAGUAGGGCAGAAAGUUUUCUGAAAAGACGUUGAAAACAGUUGUUGACCAGCGUCUAUUUUCAGGCUUACUCAUCAUCUGAUAAUCGAUUCCUGUUUUAAUUAGUAGCUAAAAAGAAUAGUACUAGAAGUCAUGCCACUUUUCGGAAAAUCGAAAAGUAACCCCGAACUAGUUCGUCAUUUGGCUGAAAACCUUCAGGCAUUAAGGAAGGCAGCUGACUCUGAGAAGAAAUUAUCGAAGGCUCAGGAUGAAGUUUCCAGAACACUUCAAAUGAUAAAGAACUAUAUUUGUGGAUCAGGGGAACAAGAACCUCAAGCGGAAAUAGUGGCGCAGUUAUGUCACGAAUUAGAAGCUACUGGUGGACCAGGGGGAAUGUUGAGAAUGAUGGUGGAGAAUCUGCACUCGGUUGACUUUGAAGCUAAAAAGGAUGUUGCGCAGAUCUUUAACAAGUGUUUACGACGUCAGAUAGGUGCCAGGUCUCCUACAGUUGAACAUAUUUGCAGUAAUCCUCAAGUUCUCUUUAUGCUACUUAAAGGCUAUGAGAAUCAAGAAAUAGCCCUAAGUUGCGGUCAAAUGCUUAGAGAAUGUGCAAGGCAUGAAGCCUUAGCGAGAAUUAUACUUUCUUCCGAAGAAUUUUAUAAAUUAUUUAGUUAUGUGGAGAUGUCUACUUUUGACAUAGCCUCUGACGCUUUUUCAACGUUCAAAGAGCUUCUUACACGGUCAAGUUAUAAGAUGUUAAUAGCCGAAUUCUUGGAAAAUAACUACGAGAAAGUGUUCGAAGAGCAUUACCAGAAACUACUCAACUCUGAGAAUUAUGUAACAAAACGACAAGCUUUGAAACUAUUGGGCGAAUUACUGUUGGAUCGGCACAACUUCAGCGUGAUGACGCGCUAUAUAUCAAGCGCAGCUAAUCUGAAAUUAAUGAUGUGCCUUCUACGCGAAAAAUCGCGCAACAUCCAGUUUGAGGCCUUUCACGUCUUUAAAGUUUUCGUAGCCAAUCCGUCGAAACCUAAACCUAUUCUUGACAUUCUCCUCCGCAAUCAGGAGAAACUCGUCGAUUUCUUGAGCAAAUUUCAUACCGACCGUGCAGAUGACGAACAAUUCAACGACGAAAAGGCCUAUUUAAUUAAGCAAAUUAAGGAGCUAAGAGAAUUGAAGCCAGGAGCCGAAGACGAAUGAAGAAAAACACAUUCGCACACAUGCACGAUGUCAUUUUUUUCCUAAUUUUCCUUGUGUAAAACAAAAAACAAAGAAAAAACUUCAGUAAAGUGGACAUCAAAAAAGAAACGUUCUGUUCCUAUCGAUUGAAACAAGAACAAAAAUUUAUUAUUUUUCUCGAGCUUUAAUGGGUUACAUCCAUAAUUAUUUCUUCUAUUGAAUAUAUAUAUAUAUAUAUAUAUAUAUAUAUAUAUAUAUAUA
Molecule: messenger RNA, 1471 nt
Organism: Dimorphilus gyrociliatus
Lineage: Eukaryota; Metazoa; Annelida; Polychaeta; Dinophilidae
Source: the annotation of a GenBank genome assembly